Propithecus coquereli (Coquerel's sifaka) is the source of this 2949-nucleotide messenger RNA. RefSeq names its product UV-stimulated scaffold protein A (gene UVSSA). The transcript is spliced from 12 exons. Lineage: Eukaryota; Metazoa; Chordata; Mammalia; Primates; Indriidae. Gene Ontology annotation, cellular component: chromosome. The coding region runs from base 18 to 2216 and encodes 732 amino acids. Gene Ontology annotation, molecular function: RNA polymerase II complex binding. The record is from RefSeq and is a predicted model, not a curated record. Gene Ontology annotation, biological process: transcription-coupled nucleotide-excision repair; response to UV.
CGGCCGCGUAGCGCGAUAUGGAUCAAAAACUUUCAAAGUUGGUAGAAGAGCUCACAACUUCAGGAGAACACCAACUGAAUCCUGAGAAAAUGAAGGAACUGAAAAAAAUUUGCAAGUCUUCAGAGGAACUGCUAGGCCAUGCCUACCACCUGCUGAUGGCGCAGCUGAGCCAGGAGCAUGCCCAAGUCCGCCUCUCAGCCUUCCAGGUCGUGGAUGAACUCUUCACCAGGUCUCACCAGUUCAGGAUACUGGUUGUCUCUGACCUCCAGGAGUUUUUGGAGCUCACGCUAGGCACAGACCAUGAGCAGCCCCUGCCACCACCCAGGGAGGCGGCCCAGAGGCUGAGGCAGGCAGCCAUCCGGGCAGUGGAAGCGUGGAAUGAGAAGUUUGGGGAGGCCUAUAAGAAGCUCUCUUUGGGCUACCACUUCUUAAAACACAACAAAAAGGUGGACUUUCACGAUGUGAAUGCUAGGACUCUAGCAGAAAGAAAGAGAGAAGAGGAGAAGCAGAAGCACUUGGAUAAAAUCUACAGGGAAAGAGCCCAGCAGGCAGAGAGGGAGAUGGAAGAAAUGUCUGAAGAAAUUGAGUCCUGCCUGACAGAAGUGGAGAGCUGCUUCAGGCUGCUGGUGCCAUUUGACUUUGGUCCUAGCCCGGUGGUGGCGAAAUUCCUUGAUGUGGCUUCUGACAUGUCCAAUCAGGGUGCCUCUCGCUCCUCGCACCCGGGCCAAGCCACCCCUUGCCAGUGUGGACCCCCCACACCCUCGGAUGGCGAGCAGCCCUGCUGCAGCAAGGACCUGCCUGCCUCUGCGUGCCAUCCCGGGGCUGGCAGCAAGGCACUGCUGCUGCAGGCAGCCACACGAGACCCCUCGGAAGACGAGGAUGAGGACAGUGACCAGGAAAAGUUUGUUCGGAGCCAUGGGCUUGGCUCACACAAGUACACACUGGAUGUGGAGCUCUCCUCAGAUGGCCUGAAGCUGCAGGAGAACGAGGACAACCUUGCCGUUGUCCAAGCCACCCGCGAUGCGCUCAAGCUUGUCCAGAACAAGUUCCUGCCGUCGGUGUGCUCCUGGGUCCAGCGGUUUACCCGCGCAGGGACCCACGGUGGACACUUAAAGCGUGCCAUUGACCUGAAGACGGAAUUAGAGCUUGUGCUGAGAAAAUACAAGGAGCUGGACAUCGCACCUGAGGGAGACCAGAGGCUCAGGACAGACGCCCCAGAGGACCGGGAGGAGGAUGAGGAGGACGACUUUGUGGAGGUCCCAGAGAAGGAGGGAUUCGAAGCCUGUGUCCCUGAGCACCUGCUGGGGCUGGAGUCAGAGGCCCUGCGGCAGACCCCAGAGAAGAACGUGGCUGCACAGGGCUUACAGGAAAGGACAAGGACAAGGACGAGAAGGGAUGAGGACGCAUCAGACCCCACCUCUGCAGCUGCCCAACUACAGCGGUUCAGGGACCACUUGCUCCUGCCGCCACCCUUGUCUACCAGCCCCUCCAGGGCACUGCUGGGGCUGGAGGAGGCCCAGAAACUAGCAGCAGAGCGGGCCCGGGCGCCUGUCGUGCCCUAUGGAGUAGACCUAUGCUACUGGGGCCAGGAGCAGCCGGCGGCCAGGAAGAUUCUCAGAUCCGACUCUCAGCACCGCUUUUGGAAGCCCAGUGAGGUGGAGGAGGAAGUGGAGAGCGCUGCCAUCUCUGAGAUGCUCCGGAGCCGCCAUAUCACCUUCGCGGGGAGGUUUGAGCCUGUGCAGCACCGGUGCCGAGCCCCGAGGCCUGACGGCCGGCUCUGUGAGCGCCAAGAUCGGCUGAAGUGCCCUUUCCAUGGAAAGAUUAUCCCAAGAGACGAAGAGGGAAGGCCCCUUGACCCAGAAGACAGGGCGCUGGAGCAGAGGCGACAGCAGCAGAUGCAGAAGCACCCGGGUAGGUCUGGGUGGGUGCCAUUGAGGGUACAGCCCUGGGACCCGCUGCCCCCAGGGUGUGUCGUCAGGGAGCACCCACACCACCAGCUUGGCCUGGGGAGCUGCAUGAUAGUAAAACAAGGUCGGGGGAGGGAACAUUGCCCUGGGGGAUCUUGGGUUGUGGGGCUCCACAGGGUGUUCAGGCUUCAAGCAGAUCCACAAUUUCACAGGCGCCCAACAGGGACACAGGCUGCCCAUGGCCCAGAAACCACCAGGUUAUUGUUUGUGUGGUUAAAUUUUAGAUUCUUGUGUUUUUUAAGCAGAUGAAGGAAUGAAGGCCAAGAAAGGUAAAUGACAGGACCCCCAAGUCACUGCUCCUCCUAAUGCUGCUGCCUCACUCUCCCCUUGUUCCACCCCUUCUGCGGAGUUCUUGCAGCUGGGCAACUGUUUUGUCCCAUCGCAGGAUGCGUGUGGCCACUUGCUUGGGGCAUCUGCUAUGGCUGGUGGUGGGAGUUUGGGGUACCCUGUGCUGGCUGCCCCGUCCGCAGAGGUCUCUGUCACUUUGGCGAAGCCUACCCAGCCUGCCCCCUCCAGGCUGGGGUUCAUGUCUGUUUUCAGGGAGGGAUUGUUACUGGAGGCCCUGGCCAGGCUCGGGCUCCCUCCCUUCUGAAGAGAGGGCCAGUCUGCAGGCCCAGAUCUCGGCGAAGGUGGAAGUCGUGCCACGCCUGUGGGAGCACUGCUGGCGUGCUCGCAGGUCCCACCCGAGCCAUCUUGUCGUUCACAGGCUUUUUGCGCUGUGGUCAUGAGAGGCAGAUGCUGAGUUUCAGAUGGAUCCCCAGAGACGGCACCUGGGCCCGGGAGCCCUGGAUGGUGUGGGUGUGUGUGUAGGGGGUCCUGACCUGUUAAUCUUCGGGCGAGGCCUUCCCUGGUGGCUCAUGCUCAGGAGCAAAUGAAGUGCCUAUUUUUUCUGUCAACCCUGAAGAGUAUCUGGUUUUCCAGCCCUUGGUGACUUGUUAACAAACAGGUAUCAGGCUGUGGCUACGGGCCACGCUGGCCAGUC